AUGGCUAAGAAAGGUGGCAAGAAGGGAAAGAAGGGUGGCGCCAAGGCCACUCCUGCUGCUGCCGUUGUCGACAAUGUCAAUGAUGUUGUAAAUCCCACCGAAGACACCACAACCACUGAGCCCAAGGCUGAGUCUGUCGAUCAGACACAAGCUCCCGUUGAGUCGCAGGCCGCCGAGACUGUUGCUGCACCUGCUGUGACCGAGACAGAGAAGGUCGAGGAGCCUGAGACUUCCGCACCCGUGUCAGAGAUCAAGGAUGACAGCACAGUGCAAGAUGCCGUGAACAAGGUGGAGGCUUCCAAGGCCGGCCAAGUCAGCCAAUUGGAUAACGGAGAGUCACAGGUCAACAAUGUUCUGCCAGAGAGCAGCGUCAAGGAGACCAGCCUCGGCGCAGAGACCUACCCCUCUACCACUGAGACUGUCGCCGAGGAACCCGCCACUUCAGUCGCCGCAGCCCCAUCAACAUCGAUCCCCGAGCGCCCCAAGACCGCCGAGUCAGUCAAGGCUCCCGCUCUCGUCACUGCCCCCGUCACUGCUCCUGCCGCUGCUCCAGUCGCUGCCCCCUUCAUUGCCACAGAGCCCGUGACCACCUCGACCGAGACCGCCGAUGCGGCGCACGCCAAGCGCCCGUACGAGAAGCCCAUCUUCUCAAACGACGAGGUGAAGCCCCCCAAGAUGGCCCGCACCGAGGAGGAGCAAGCUGCCGCCGCCGACAAGAAGGAAGCCGUUUUGGCCGGUGCCGGUCCUGCUUCGACCGCUGCCUACACUUCCCCGGAGCCUGUGCCUGCCACUAGCCCCGUCGCCGAGGCCCCCAAGAAGGCCGAGAGUAGCACCAAGGCCAACCCUGACGCUGUUGCCGCUGCCAACGCUGCCAUCAACACCUCCAAGGCCGACAAGAGUGCCUCUGCCGUCGCAGAGUCCGAGGUCAAGAAGCCCGAGGCUGCCGUCAAGCGCGGAGAAGAGCCCGAGGCCCCCCAGACCGAGACCGCGUCUCAAGAACAAACUGCUGCCACCGAGGCUGUCAACAAGGCUGAAGAGCCCAAGACUGCCGAGCAGACAGAGCAGGCGGCCGAGAAGAAGAAGGGCGGAUUCUUCGCACGGUUGAAGCGCAUGUUCAAGUGA
Molecule: messenger RNA, 1122 nt
Organism: Penicillium verhagenii
Lineage: Eukaryota; Fungi; Ascomycota; Eurotiomycetes; Eurotiales; Aspergillaceae
Exons: 3
Coding region: 1-1122 (373 amino acids)
Source: RefSeq, a predicted model, not a curated record